CGAGCGCGGCGCGGGCGGGCGCACUUUCUCCUCGGCGCCGGGCGGGGGCGGCGGCUCCUCAGCCCGCGGACCCUUCGCCAGACGCCGCGCGGCCCGGGCGCUCUGGCCGCGGGGGCGCCGGGGGCGGCGCGACAGGACUCUCGGGCGGACAACUUCUCCCCGCCGCGCCCUCCGCGCCCGCCGCACCUGGAGCCCGUGGCGCGCGGGAGCCGCCUCCCUCCGUCCCGCGCGGGGCCGAGGCCGGGCCGGGCGGCGGCCGCUCAGCAUGGCCCGGGGCGCGCGGCGGGCGGCGGGCGGCGGCGCGGCGGGCCCGGGGCGGCCGCGGGGGUCCCUGCCCGGCCCCGAGCGGCGGCGGCGGCCCCGCGGAGCCCGGGAGGCGCCCGAGAGCCGCGAAGAGGACGCGGGGGAGCGCGGCGGGCGGCCGGCGACAAAGUUGAUCGCGGGCCGGCGGCGCGGAUGGUGGGCGCUCCUGGCGCUGCAGCUGCACUUGCUCCGGGCGCUGGCGCAAGAGGACGUUGUGCCGUAUUUUAAGACGGAGCCGGGCCUGCCGCAGACGCACCUGGAGGGCAACCGCCUGGUCCUCACCUGCCUGGCCGAGGGCAGCUGGCCCCUGGAGUUCAAGUGGCUGCGCAAUGACAGCGAGGUCACCGCCUACAGCAGCGAGUACAGGUACGUGAUCCCGGCGCUGCGGCGGCUGGACGCGGGCUUCUACCGCUGCGCGGUGCGGAACCGGCGGGGCGCGCUCCUGCAGAGAAGAUCGGAGGUCCACGUCGCGUAUAUGGGCAGUUUCCUGGCUGGAGAGCAGAGGAAGACGGUGCCCGAGGGACAGGCGGCCGUCCUGGACCUGCCGCCCCUCCACAGCUACCCCAGGCCCCAGGUGACCUGGUUCCGAGAAGGACACAAGAUCAUUCCCAGCGACAGAAUAGCCAUCACGCGGGAGAGUCAGCUGGUGAUCCUGGCGGCGAGCGCGGGCGACGCGGGGGCGUACUACGUGCAGGCCGUCAACGAGAGGAGCGGCGAGAACAGGACCAGCCCGCCCGUCCACCUGAGCAUAAUCCGGGACGGCGCUGCGCCCGAAGCCACGGCCCCCGUCAUCGUGACCGCCCCGGGCAACCGCAGUGUGCUGGCCGGGUCCAGCGAGGUCACCCUGGAGUGCAUAGCGAAUGCCAGGCCCCUGGAGGAGCUGCGUGUGAGCUGGAAGAGGAAUGGGGUGACCCUCACCCGCGGGCUCCGCAGCUUCGGGAGGCGCCUCACCAUCAGCACCCCGACCUCCGCUAACACCGGCGAGUACGUCUGCGAGGCAGCGCUGGCCGGGAGCACGGCCGAACCAGCCCGAGCAAAAGCCUUCCUCUCCAUCACAGAGCCACCGUACUUCACUGCUGAGCCCGCGAGUCGGAUUGUGGUGGAAGUGGAGGAGACCGUGGACAUGGCGUGUGAAGCGAUGGGGGCACCGCCGCCCAGGCUGCAGUGGUACAAGGACGCCCUGCCGCUCAGCCAGCUCCAGGACCCGCGCUACCGGCUGCUCCCAGGCGGCCUGCGCAUCGAGCGGCUGCGUCCCCGCGACUCCGGCAUCUUCCAGUGCUUUGCCAGCAACGAAGGGGGCGAGGUGCAGACCUCCACCUACCUGGACGUCACCAAUGUCGCGCCAGCCUUCACUCAGCUUCCGGGCGACACCACGGUCACAGAUGGGAUGACGGCCACGCUGAGGUGCGAGGUGUCCGGGGCGCCCAGACCCGCCAUCACCUGGAGGAGAGGAAGCCACGUGCUGGCCAGCGGCUCCGUGCGGAUUCCCAGGUUCAUGCUGCUGGAAUCGGGGGGCCUGCAGAUCAGCCCCGUCUUCAUCCAAGAUGCCGGCACCUACACCUGCUACGCAGCCAACACGGAGGGGUCCCUGAACGCGUCGGCCACGCUCACCGUGUGGAAUCGGACGUCCAUCGUCACGCCCCCUGAGGACCGCGUGGUGAUCAAGGGGACCACGGCCACGCUGCGCUGCGGAGCCACGCACGACCCCCGCGUCUCCCUCCGCUACGUGUGGAGGAAGGACGACGUGGUCCUCGCCCCGCCCAGCAGCUCCCGGAUCGUAGUGGAGCCGGACGGGUCCCUGCUCAUCAGCCAGACGUGGUCGGGCGACAUCGGAGACUACACCUGCGAGAUCGUCUCUGAGGGCGGCAGCGACUCCCGGACGGCCCGGCUGGAGGUGAUUGAGCUGCCGCACCCCCCGCAGAACCUGCUGGCCCGCCUGGACGCCGCGCACAGCCACGCCGUGCUGCUGAGCUGGGUGCGCCCCUUCGACGGGAACAGCCCGGUCCUGCGCUACGUGGUGGAGCUGUCGGAGAACAACUCUCCGUGGAAAGUGCACCUGGCGGACGUCGGCCCCGAGAUGACAGGCGUGGCCGUGCGCGGCCUGACUCCCGCUCGCACCUACCAGUUCCGCGUGUGCGCCGUGAACCAAGUGGGCAAGGGCCAGUACAGCGCGGAGACGAGCAGGCUGAUGUUGCCGGAAGAGCCGCCCAGUGCGCCCCCGAAAAACAUAGUGGCCAGUGGGCGCACCAACCAGUCCAUCAUGGUGCAGUGGCAGCCGCCCCCCGAGACGGAGCACAACGGGGUGCUGCGCGGCUACAUCCUCAGGUACCGCCUGGCGGGGCUGCCGGGGGAGCACCAGCAGCGCAACAUCUCCAGCCCCGAGGUCAACUACUGCCUGGUGACCGAGCUCAUCGUGUGGACGCAGUACGAGAUCCAGGUGGCCGCCUACAACGGCGCCGGCCUGGGCGUCUUCAGCCGGGCGGUGGCCGAGUACACGCUCCAGGGAGUGCCCACCGCGCCCCCCCAGAACGUGCAGGCGGAAGCGGUGAAUUCCACGACCAUCCGCUUCCUGUGGAACCCCCCGCCCCAGCAGUUCAUCAACGGCAUCAACCAGGGAUACAAGCUCCUCGCAUGGCCCGCCGACGCCCCGGAGUCCGUCACCGUGGUCACCAUCGCGCCGGACUUCCACGGAGCGCACCACGGCUACAUCAGCCACCUGCGGAAGUUCACGGCCUACUUCACGGCGGCCCUGUGCUUCACCACGCCCGGCGACGGGCCCCCCAGCGCGCCCCGGCUCGUCCGCACCCACGAGGACAGGCCAGGAACUGUGGGGCACCUGAGCUUCACGGAGAUCCUGGACACGUCCCUCAAGGUCAGCUGGCAGGAGCCGCUGGACAAGAACGGCGUCAUCACAGGCUACCGGAUUUCCUGGGAGGUUUACGGAAGGAACGACUCUCGGCUCACAGACAUGCUCAACAGCACGACGCACGAGUACAAGAUCCAGGGCCUGUCUUCGCUCACCACCUACACCAUCGACGUGGCUGCCCUCACCGCCGUGGGCGCCGGCCUGGCCACCUCGUCCACCAUUUCCUCGGGCGUGCCCCCAGAGCUUCCCGGCGCCCCGUCCAACCUGGUCAUCUCCAACAUCAGCCCUCGCUCAGCCACCCUGCAGUUCCGGCCGGGCUACGACGGGAAGACGGCCAUCUCCAGGUGGCUCGUGGAGGGGCAGGUGGGAGCCAUUGGUGACGAGGAAGAGUGGGUCAGCCUGUACGAGGAGGAGAAUGAGCCUGAUGCCCAGACACUGGAGAUCCCAAACCUCACACCCUACACUCAUUACAGGUUCCGGAUGAGGCAGGAGAACGUGGUAGGGGCCAGCCCCUUCAGCCAGUCCUCCCGGGUCAUCCAGACGCUGCAGGCCCCCCCGGACGUGGCUCCGUCCAGCGUCACCGUCCGGACCGCCAGCGAGACCAGCCUGCGGCUGCGCUGGGUGCCCCUGCCCGAUUCCCAGUACAAUGGGAACCCCGAGUCGGUGGGCUACAGGGUCAAGUACUGGCGCCCGGACCUGCGGGCCCCCGCGCGGGCGCACGUCGUCAGCGACCGGCUGGAGAGGGAGCUGACCAUCGAGGAGCUGGAGGAGUGGACGGAGUACGAGGUGCAGGUGCAGGCCUUCAACGCCAUCGGGGCCGGGCCCUGGAGCGAGGUGGUGCGCGGCCGCACGCGGGAGUCAGUCCCCUCGGCCGCCCCUGGGAACGUGUCCGCCGUGGCGGUCAGCUCGACCCAGAUCCUGCUGACAUGGGCCUCGGUGCCCGAGCAGGACCAGAACGGCCUGAUCCUGGGCUACAAGAUCCUGUUCCGGGCCAGAGACCUGGACCCCGAGCCCAGCAGCCACGUGGUGCGCGGCAACCACACGCAGUCGGCGCUCCUGACCGGCCUGCGCAAGUUCGUGCUGUACGAGCUGCAGGUGCUGGCGUUCACGCGCAUCGGCAACGGGGUGGCCAGCGCGCCGCUGGUCCUGGAGCGGACCAAGGACGACGCCCCAGGCCCCCCGGUGAGGCUGGUGUUCCCGGAAGUGAGGCUCACGUCGGUGCGGAUUGUGUGGCAGCCGCCGGAGGAGCCCAACGGCAUCAUCCUGGGGUACCAGAUCGCCUACCGCCUGGCCCGCAGCAGCCCCCACACCUUCACCACGGUGGAGGUCGGUGCCACGGUCCGGCAGUUCACGGCCACCGAGCUGGCCCCUGAGUCGGCAUAUACCUUCCGGCUGUCGGCCAAGACCAGGCAGGGCUGGGGGGAGCCGCUGGAGGCCACCGUCAUCACCACCGAGAAGAGAGAGCGGCCGGCUCCCCCCAGGCAGCUGCGGGUGCCCCAGGCGGAGGUGACGGCCCGCAGCCUCCAGCUCCAGUGGGUCCCGGGCAGCGACGGGGCCUCCCCCAUCCGCUACUUCACCGCGCAGGUGCACGAGCUGCCCAGGGGGCCCUGGCAGACCUACUCCUCGUCCAUCAGCCACGAGGCCACAGCCUGCGUGGUGGAAAGGCUGAGGCCCUUCACCUCCUACAAGCUGCGCCUGAAGGCCACCAACGACAUCGGGGACAGUGACUUCAGCGCCGAGACGGAGGCGGUGACCACGCUGCAGGAUGUUCCGGGGGAGCCUCCAAGUUCUGUCUCAGUGACGCCCCACACCACCUCCUCCGUCCUGGUCCAAUGGCAGCCCCCGAGUGACGAGAGCCUGAACGGCCUCCUGCAGGGCUACCGCAUCUACUACCGGGAGCUGGAGCCCGAGGCGGCCGCGGGGCCCGAGUCCGCCGCGCUCAAAACCGCAUCGGCCUUCCGGAGCGAGCUCACAGCCGCCAGCAGCUUCCAGACCGUGAACAGCAGCUCCACGCUGACCACGUACGAGCUGACGCAGCUGAAGAAGUACCGGCGCUACGAGGUGAUCCUGACGGCCUACAACGUCAUCGGGGAGAGCCCGGCCACCGCGCCCGUGGAGGUCUUCGUCGGCGAGGCCGCGCCGGCCAUGGCCCCGCAGAACAUCCGGGUGACCCCGCUCACGGCCAGCCAGCUGGAGGUCACGUGGGACCCGCCGCCGCCGGAGAGCCAGAACGGGAACGUGCAGGGCUACAAGAUCUACUACUGGGAGGCGGGCGGCCAGAACGACACGGAGAAGGUGAAGGUGCUGUUCCUGCCCGAGACCGUGGUGAAGCUGAAGAACCUGACCAGCCACUCCCGCUACCUGGUCAGCAUUUCCGCCUUCAACGCCGCCGGAGACGGGCCCAGGAGCGAGCCCCGGCCGGGGCGCACCCACCAGGCGGCGCCCGGCAGCCCCAGCUUCUUGGCCUUCUCGGAAGUCAGCUCCACGUCGCUGAACGUGUCCUGGGGCGAGCCGGCGGCCGCCAACGGCAUCCUGCAGGGCUACCGCGUCGUCUACGAGCCCUUGGCGCCCGUGCAAGGGGUGAGCAAGGUGGUGACGGUGGACGUCCAGGGCAACGGGCAGCGCUGGCUGAAGGUGCGGGACCUCACCAAGGGCGUGACCUACUUCUUCCGCGUCCAGGCGCGGACCAUCGCCUACGGGCCCGAGCUGCAAGCCAACGUCACGGCCGGGCCGGCCGCGGGCUCCCCGGGGCCCCCGAGAGACGUCUUGGUCACCAAGUCCACCUCCGAGCUGACCCUGUGGUGGACGGAGGGCCAUGCCGGCGGGGCGCCCACCACGGGCUACGUCAUCGAGGCCAGGCCCUCAGACGAAGGCCUGUGGGACACGUUCGUGAAGGGGCUCCCGCAGAGCGCCACGUCCUACCGCGUGGGCCUGGGCAGGCUCCGGCCCGGCGUGACCUACGAGUUCCGGGUGGUGGCCGUGAACCCGGUGGGCUACGGGGAGCCCAGCAGCCCAUCCGCAGCCGUGUCAGCGCAAGCGGACACCCCGUUCUACGAGGAGUGGUGGUUCCUGCUGGUGAUGGCGCUGUCCAGCCUGCUCAUCCUGCUGCUGGUGGCCCUCGCCCUGGUGCUGCGCGGGCAGAGCCGGGGGCACCGGAGCUGCGGCACAGGGAAGAGCGUCGCCCACAUGGAGGAGUCUGUGACCCUGGACAACGGGGCCUUCGCCGCCUUGGAGCUCAACAGCCGCCACCUCAGCGUGAAGAACACCUUCUCCAAGAAGAACGGGUCCAGGUCCCCGCCCCGGCCCAGCCCCGGCGGCCUGCACUACUCGGACGAGGACCUGAGCAGCAAGUACAACGGGGCGGUGCUGAGCGAGAGCGUGCACCUGGCGGAGAAGGCGGAGGGCGCGUCGGAAUCCGAGGGCACCGACUCGGAGUCGGAGGACGCGCCCCCCCAGCACUCCUUCGUCAACCACUACCUGAGCGACCCCACCUACUACAGCUCCUGGAAGCGGCAGGCCCCGGGCGGGCGGGCGGCCCCGCACAGGUACGAGGCGGGGGCGGGGGGCGAGGGCCCGCUGCUGCACACCGUGGUCACCACCCAGAGCGCCGUGUUCGCGCCCGCGGCCCCCGGCGCCCGGACUCCGCUCACCGGCUUCUCCUCCUUCGUGUGACGCCGCCGCGGGACCUCAGAGGCUGUUGUGUUCGGACGGCAGCUCCAGUGACAGCUCCCCUCCUGCUCCCGGGGCCGGCGGGCGAGCAGCUCGGCCCUGAACGCGGGCCCCCGGCGGGGUCAGGGGGGGCUCCG
Molecule: messenger RNA, 6975 nt
Organism: Myotis myotis
Lineage: Eukaryota; Metazoa; Chordata; Mammalia; Chiroptera; Vespertilionidae
Gene: SDK1
Product: sidekick cell adhesion molecule 1
Exons: 45
Coding region: 266-6841 (2191 amino acids)
Molecular function (GO): protein binding
Source: RefSeq, a predicted model, not a curated record